Messenger RNA from Linum trigynum, 2082 nucleotides. NCBI's taxonomy places the organism in Eukaryota, Viridiplantae, Streptophyta, Magnoliopsida, Malpighiales, Linaceae. The record is from the annotation of a GenBank genome assembly.
UGAUCCUUGUAAGGUAAAUUGUUUCUGCAACUUAAUUCUUAUAACAACUUCUCACUGUAUGAUUUCUUGGACUUUUGCAUAUAGUAUAUGAAUUGUGAACUGAUUAAUACAGGAUCACUUCAAUUUAAUCCAGUGGGAUGAUAAAGACUUCCAAUAUGAAGUGACCCUUUACUUGGUUAUCUGUUAUGUUCUGGUUGUUCAUGAAGCUGCAGCAUCGUUAGUGUGAUUAAGGAACACGCUAAAGUUUUUUUCUAGUGUUUCUGAAUAAAUGCUGAAUUCAGUUAGAUAAUUUGUUGUUAGCAUUGAUGCCAGAUUGAUCACAGAAAUAUAGCUUGAUAAGUGCAGUUCAUUUUGCUUUUAGAUAAAAGAAGUCAUUGGACUUGGUUCUUUCUAUUUGCUAAACUAGUCAAGUGAAUUGUCAGGGAAGCAUGACCUCAUGAUCAUGACUAAUAUGCUUCAUCAUUUUUAAACAGAUGAAUAUUGUUGACACGCCAGGAACCAAUGUUAUUCUCCAACGGCAACAGCGCCUCACAGAGGAAUUUGUACCUCGGGCGGAUUUGCUUCUUUUUGUAAUUUCUGCUGAUCGGCCAUUAACUGAAAGUGAGGUAACUUUUCUUCGAUAUACCCAGCAGUGGAGAAAGAAGAUUGUGUUCGUGUUGAACAAGUCUGAUCUAUACCGGAAUGACAGUGAGCUUGAGGAGGCUUUGUCAUUCAUCAAGGAGAAUACAAGGAAGUUGUUGAAUUCAGAAAGCAUUACUGUCUACCCUGUCUCUGCACGGUCUGCACUUGAAGCAAAAUUGUCAUCUUUAGAUCUCCACAGUGCCCACACAGAGUCUCACUGGAGAAUUGACAAGUUCCACGAGCUUGAGAAGUUCUUGUAUAGCUUUUUAGAUGGCACAAGGACAGGAAUGGAAAGAAUGAGGCUCAAACUGGAAACCCCAAUACGAAUUGCUGAGCGUUUGCUCUCCAGUUGUGAUACUCUUAUAAAACAUGACAGCAGAUUUGCCAAGCAGGAUGUAGCAUAUGCAGCCGGACUUGUUGACAGUCUGCAAGAUUGCUCUGCAAAGGUUGAAAAUGAGAGCCUUUCUUGGAAACGAAAAGCUCUAUCUCUGAUUGAUGCAACAAAAACCCGGGUUGUGGAUCUGAUAGAAUCAACACUGCAGUUAUCAAAUCUUGAUCUGGUUGCCUCGUAUGUAUUCAAAGAGAAGUCUGCGAUGCCUUCCACUUUGAAGAUUCAAAACGAGAUAAUAUCUCCAGCACUAUCAGAUGCUCAAAAAUUACUAGAAGAAUACCUGACAUGGUUAAAUUCAAACAGUUCCCGUGAAGCAAAACUGUUCAGAGAAUCUUUUGAUAAUAGGUGGCCUUUGAUUAUUGAUCGGAACACGCAGAUGCAGCUUGACGCCCUGGAAUUGUUGAAGAUAGUUGAUGACUCAAGCUUGAAAGUGCUAGAAAACUUGAAUGUUGCUCAAGCUUCCAAGUUAUUCGAAGAAGAAAUCCGUGAAUCGUUCUUGGGCACGUUUGGUGGUAUUGCAGCUGCUGGCUUGCUGGCCUCUCUUUUGACGUCAGUGCUACCCACUACUUUGGAAGAUCUACUUGCUCUUGGCUUUUGUUCUGCUGGAGGGUACAUUGCGAUUCUGAACUUUCCUGUGCGAAGAAGGGCGAUGAUCGUCAAGGUGAACAAGAUCGCCGUUGGCUUAGCACUUGAAGUAGAAGAAGCAAUGCAGAAGGAUCUUUCAGAAACUGUGAAAAAUCUAGAGAAGUUUGUGAAAACCAUAGGCAAGCCUUACCAAGAUGCAGCACAAGAAAGGCUAGACAAGGUUCUAGUGUUGCAAAGCAAAAUAUCCAAAGUAGAGAACAAGAUCAGAACAUUGCAAGUAGAGAUCCAAAAUCUUCAUGUACCCUGAGGUUGGCCGGGCCAGAUUGAUUCUGCAGGACAUUGUCUGGAGGCCAAUCCUUUCUUUCAAUACGAAAUUCAAGAUCCGGCUCCUGAUGGUCAUGAAUGGAUUACACUAUAAUUAGUUCAUCAUCUGGGGGAAAAUGCAUUAAGCAGGUAUAUAAUGUUAAUAUACAAGAAUGUUGUAU